AUGAAAUUUAAAUUUGAUCGUGUCAUAUGUGAAGAUUGUAAUCACGAAAUUGAAAAAAUUUUAGUUUUAUAUGUUAUAAGUUUUGAACAAAAACUAGAUAGGUUUUUUGAUAAAAAUAAGAGAAGUUAUAAGUUUUUUCAAAAUCUGAGUCGAGAUACCGGCCCAAACAACGAAACGGUUGAACUUUUAUUGAAAUCUAGUGCGGAAAUAUAUGUUCAAGACGUUAAAAGAGUUGAAAAGACAAUUCGAACCUUCGCCAGUGCCUACUCAGAUACGCAUAAUAAGCUACUUUUACUUAGAUGGUUUAAUGAAAAUAUUUCGCUCAAGGAUAUUAAACAAUCACAAAAAUGUUCAUACGAAUCCAAAAGACAUAAAAGACAUCAAGAGAUUAGAGAUAAUAAUAAUCAAGCUUUGGACGAUUCCACAAAAUAUUUCGGAUCAGCAAUUAAAAGAUUAGAACUUAUCAAGAGAAGAAUGGGACGAAGCGACAAAAAGAGACCUGUUAGCGAAAAAAGUACAAGAGUGUGA
Rhizophagus irregularis DAOM 181602=DAOM 197198 is the source of this 528-nucleotide messenger RNA. NCBI's taxonomy places the organism in Eukaryota, Fungi, Glomeromycota, Glomeromycetes, Glomerales, Glomeraceae. The record is from RefSeq and is a predicted model, not a curated record.